This is a messenger RNA of Strongylus vulgaris, 227 nucleotides long. Lineage: Eukaryota; Metazoa; Nematoda; Chromadorea; Rhabditida; Strongylidae. The record is from the annotation of a GenBank genome assembly.
GGAAGGUUUUAAAUUCGAUAAAUUUCUCCCAAUUGGUAACAAUUCAGAUUCUCAAUCGUGAACACAAGUACGAUCCCUUGUCGCAUUUGGUAUCUGGAGGAAUGGCAGGUGGACUAGCAGCUGCUGUCACGACACCACUCGAUUGUGUAAAAACAGUACUCAAUACGCAGCAGACACCUGAAGUUAUCGAAAAAGAGGGCAGUAUGGUGCUAAAGGUGAGUCCUUGA